Molecule: messenger RNA, 165 nt
Organism: Alternaria arborescens
Lineage: Eukaryota; Fungi; Ascomycota; Dothideomycetes; Pleosporales; Pleosporaceae
Exons: 1
Coding region: 1-165 (54 amino acids)
Source: RefSeq, a predicted model, not a curated record
AUGGACAGUGAAGAUGAGCAUAUCGAGAAGAAGAUCAAGCGUGAAGAUACGGAAGACGAGACACCGGCCGGAAUACUACCUGCCCCUGACCCGCCGACCGCUUCAGUCCCUAUUUUGCGGAAUGAGAAUUGGACCCAGUUCCACGAGGUGCUUGGUGGUAUCUAA